Messenger RNA from Chionomys nivalis (European snow vole), 1271 nucleotides. RefSeq names its product ras-related protein Rab-5A-like. The transcript has 2 exons. The record is from RefSeq and is a predicted model, not a curated record. Lineage: Eukaryota; Metazoa; Chordata; Mammalia; Rodentia; Cricetidae. The coding region runs from base 358 to 1005 and encodes 215 amino acids. Gene Ontology annotation, molecular function: GTP binding; GTPase activity.
GGAACUCGAGCGCGGCGACGGCGGAGGAGGAGGACCGAUGGAGGCGGAGCGGAGAGGCGGAGACGCGGCCCGGCACGGGCGACUCGGGGCGCCAACCCCGCGCCGGCCAGUGUGAGAAGCAGCGAGCAGGCGACGCGGCUGCAGCUGCGGCGCCUCCGACCUCCGCGCCGCGCGUGGCCUCGCUGCCGGGAGCCGCGCCCCAGAGCCUUCUACUUGUUGGGCAAGCACUCUACUAGUCUUCAACCCCAAAGUCAAAUUGUUGAAGGUAUUUUCUCCAGAAAGAAAACAAAAUUGAUACCUUGCAUCCUGGAAGUUCAUUUAGAAAUCUGAAAUUAGGGACUUCUUUCAAAUUUGGACAUGGCUAAUCGAGGAGCAACAAGACCCAAUAGGCCAAAUACUGGGAAUAAAAUAUGCCAGUUCAAACUGGUACUUCUAGGAGAGUCUGCUGUUGGCAAAUCAAGCCUGGUGCUUCGCUUUGUGAAGGGCCAAUUUCAUGAAUUUCAAGAGAGUACCAUUGGGGCUGCCUUUCUAACCCAAACUGUGUGUCUUGAUGACACAACAGUAAAAUUUGAAAUAUGGGAUACAGCUGGCCAAGAACGGUACCAUAGCCUAGCACCAAUGUACUAUCGAGGAGCGCAAGCAGCCAUAGUUGUGUAUGAUAUUACAAAUGAGGAGUCCUAUGCAAGAGCAAAAAACUGGGUUAAAGAACUUCAGAGGCAAGCAAGUCCUAAUAUUGUGAUAGCUUUGUCAGGAAACAAGGCUGACCUAGCAAAUAAAAGAGCUGUUGACUUCCAGGAAGCACAGUCCUAUGCAGAUGACAACAGUUUAUUAUUCAUGGAGACAUCAGCUAAGACAUCAAUGAAUGUAAAUGAAAUAUUCAUGGCAAUAGCUAAAAAGCUGCCAAAGAAUGAACCACAGAAUCUAGGCGCAAACUCGGCCAGAGGACGAGGAGUAGACCUUACUGAGCCUGCACAGCCAGCCAGAAGCCAGUGUUGUAGUAACUGAACUCCAGUGUGAACUUCCUAAAUGGCAAAACCCGUGAAGUGGGAGCAUUUAGCCGGCCCAGUGUGACUUCAAAAAAGAGACUUUUGGUAGAAUCAAGUUUCUAAUACUGAAUUAUUUUGAGUGUUUUGACUUAAUUUUUAAUAACAUGCAUGUGUUCUUCCGACUAAUGUUUUGGCAGUAGAAGGGGAAAUGAGAACUGUGUACAAUUUGUUCCAUGGGAAAGUGGAUAAAAGGGGAACCAUUUAUCUCCAGUGGAUGUGCACCCA